Sugiyamaella lignohabitans is the source of this 1761-nucleotide messenger RNA. RefSeq lists its product as uncharacterized. Bases 1 to 1761 code for a protein of 586 amino acids. The transcript has a single exon. NCBI's taxonomy places the organism in Eukaryota, Fungi, Ascomycota, Dipodascomycetes, Dipodascales, Trichomonascaceae. The record is from RefSeq and is a predicted model, not a curated record.
AUGCCAGAAACGUCAAAAUAUUCAUUCGAAUAUUUUUUCAAUUCCGAGACGGUGGUGGUAUUUCUUGCUCUUGUGCUCGCCGGUUUAGCGGCAUAUUCAUAUCUAUAUCCUUCGUACCCAGAUAUUAACGAAUUCUUUCUGCAUGAGCAAAGCUCUGUAGCGACAAUCAGACUACCUGCUGAAACUGCGAUUUAUAGAUCGAAAGUUACUCCCCAUGGAAGACAAUUAAUAUCUGGCUUGUCAAUUGCUGAUAAUGCUCAAAACAGUUAUAGUACCCGUGAUGGCAAUGUAUUGGAUAUUUGGCGAUUGACAUUAAAGAAUACCAUUCCUUUGGCAACUGCAGUAUCUGAUGGUGGUGGUAUUGUUGGAAAUUUCGUUCAAGUACCUUUAUCAAAUGAAGAAUUGGAACUUCUGGUACAUGCAAUUGGUCAAAAGUUUGCCAGCUGGACAAAAAGGCGCACGAAGAGUACAGGAAAAGUUGAUCCACAUGUAGUUAUAGCACUUGGUAGCAGCUUAGAAUCUUUGAUCUGCUUCUUUGCCGCUACUUUAUAUGGGUUUUCUGCAGUUUUCCUACAUGAAUUUCAGAACACAGAUGAAACAGGAUUAAACGAACUGAUAGAAUUAGCUGAUCCGGACAUUCUUGUGAGUUCGGGCUCUAUUCUCAAUAAAUUGGAGUUUGAGAGGUUUUUGCAUUUAGAAGGCAUAGUCUCGGUUAAUGCUAGAUACUUUGAUAUCAAAACAAAAGAGCUUCUUCCAGCACAUGUAGCUGAAAAUUACAUAACCUGGCCAGAUCUAGUUUCCAAGGCUAAAUCCACGGAGUCAAAAAUCAUUCAGGAGUUGACCCACACUCCAGAAAUUCCAGUCAAAGUUGCCUAUCUUUCAAAAGAGCUACCUGUUAACAGUUCCAACAUAGAUAACUUGCCCUAUGACAAUAUUCAAAGUACUUUAAACCAAAGUGAAAUUGCACAUAGGCCAAACAAGCAGCUGGCAUGUUUCACCGACAAGGCGAUCGUUUCAUCUAUCGCGGCGCAGAUAAAAGCCAUCCCGGCGUCUCAUCAAUGGUCUACGAAGGACAGUAUCUUAACGUUUAAUUCGCAAUUUAAUGGAUAUAGUUUCGUCCUCCAACUUUGUGCAUUAGUUUCUGGGUCAAGGUUGAUUUUUGUCGAUUCUUCAAAUAUUGUAUAUCAUCCUUUGAAACUUUUAUCAGAUAUUGGACCCACCGUGAUGAUUACAGAAGAUUCAGUCACUCGCACAUUAGUCGGGCUCGCUGAUGAUUUAAGCAUAUUCAACUCACUUCGAUUUUAUAGGGCCCAAACUGAACUAUCGAAGGGAAGGCUCCCCGAUAAAUCUAUACUUGCCGAACUCAAAUCGCUAAGAUUAAUACACUCAGGAGCAUACACACAGGGGCAGAGCUUGUCAACUGAAGACACAAAUACGAUACGUGCACUUUCUGGGGCAUAUUUAAUACACUCUCUUAACACUCCUCUUUCACUAAGUCCAAUCGCCCAAACCGCCAUUUAUGACUACCGUACCAGUAAUGCCUUACGUUGGAUCCACUUCGGACCACCCCUUCCUUGUCUUGAGAUCAAGCUGCGUGAUUUCAGGAACUAUCACGCUUCCAAUAGAAUGGGCCAGCUUUUGCUCAAAGGAAACUCUCUUCCAAGUGGUACAGAAUGGGUAGAAGAAAAUCUUAUUGCCCGUCUAGGAACGGAUGGCUGUGUUAAACAACUCUUGAACGUAGAUUACUCGAUCUCGAAAUAA